Corythoichthys intestinalis (scribbled pipefish) is the source of this 7876-nucleotide messenger RNA. It is a transcript of the gene col22a1, whose product is annotated as collagen, type XXII, alpha 1. Gene Ontology annotation, molecular function: extracellular matrix structural constituent conferring tensile strength. The coding region runs from base 2491 to 7359 and encodes 1622 amino acids. The transcript has 67 exons. Gene Ontology annotation, biological process: extracellular matrix organization. Lineage: Eukaryota; Metazoa; Chordata; Actinopteri; Syngnathiformes; Syngnathidae. The record is from RefSeq and is a predicted model, not a curated record.
UGAAGGGAUUAAGCAGUUACUCAUAAUGUUAUUACUUGAAUAUUCUUAUCACCGAACUUUUUUUUUUACUUGAGUAAAUUUUUUGGAUGACAAUUUUUUACUUUUUCUUGAGUAAUGUUAUUUUGAAAUAACACUACUCUUAAUUGAGUAAAAGAAACAUUCUCUACCCACCUCUGAUAAUAGUAUACAUUUUUCUUUUACGUGCCUUUUCUUCAUAACAAUGGCACACUAAAGACAUUUACUUUUUAAAGUAAUGAUGUUGUCAUUAAUAAUGAUGAUUGCCUGAAAGAGCUUUAAGAUAUAUUAGUCUACAUAUUUAAGAAACUAAUCGAGGUUAUUAUUCAAGUACUGUACUGUGAUUUUCAUUCUAUAGUUGUCAAAAUGAAAAUGAUGCUCUGUCCCAAAUGAGGUCUUUGGCAUCAUCUAGUGGUAAAAUGAAGAAAAACUGGCUGAUGUAACCUUUCAUCCGAGUAUGGAUCUUCAAUACGUGAAAAUGAACAAUGAAAGUGAUGACAAAAAAGUCGAUAAAAAUCAUGGCGAUGAAGAUGAAGAAAACAUGAAGGAAGACACACCGACGUGGGAGGAUGAAGGCUGGCUGGUCAGUCGUUUGACAGAUGGUCUACUCUCCUCCUCCGGUGCAUCACAGGCCCGUCUUUAACCCUAUCACCAACAGCACCAGACGCUCUUCCAGACCGACACCAUCGCUCAUAACUCACAUCUGCUCAGAAUCAUCAUCCCAUUUCCCUUCUCCUUCACACCGAGCCUAUCUAAACAUAGCCUGGCGAGAGCCGCUCUCACUUUCCUUGGCUACAAAGGUGCUGGAAAUAGGCCUGGCAUGGAACGGCUCUGUUAUUUGUUGUCUGUCACAUCUAAAUGUUGACAUUAUAUGCUUUGGAGCAUUUUACUGCCACAUCAGCUCGAUAGAGAUUUAUUUCCAAAGAAGUGGCGGAUGUCUUUAAAAGCAAAUUACCAUCGAGCUGUCAGUGAUGCAGAAACUUACAGGAAGUAUGUGUGACAGUCUGACCACACAUGACAUCAGGCUGCUUUACACAGCAUGGAUAUUUUCAAUCUCGAAUCAGCACAGGCCUCUGUCUUUAAAGUAAGGACUUUUACUGUCAACAUUCAGAAUUAUUGUUGUUAAAAUUCGCAAGGAGUUUUGUAAUCAGUAUUUGAACACACAAUAACAGUAAAUAAAAACGAAGGAAACCGACUUACCAAUGUACUUUGUUUUGAAGGGGUGUUUCUGUCUUGCUAUGGAAACUCUCCACCAUAACCCUCCAUUUAUCCUCCGUCCAGUCACAUACGACACAUGAGGUCAACAUUUGCCUUCGAAGGAAAAUGUCAUGUGGGUUGUAAAAUUGUUUGUUUGAUGUACUCAUUCACUUUGAGUACAUUUUGCAAAAAAUAUAGGCAAAUGAAAGGCAGCGUGCUGGAACGUGGUUAGCACAUCAAAGCUUUUGGAUAUAAAAAAGAUCUUGAAUCGGGCCUUUCUGUGUGAAGUUUCAGUGUUCUCUCCCUUGCUUCCUCCCGCAUAACAAAAACAAGCAAGUUGUGUUAAUUAAAGACUCUAAAUUGGCAAUAGGUGUGUACGUGAGACGUCUAUGUGCCUCACUUUGGCAUCGUAAUGACCAGUACUGAGUGUUCUGCCUUAAAUUUAGCUAAGAUAGGCCUUGGAUAAAAAUGACAACAAUUCUAGAAAAAGCAUGGCUAUGUUAAUUCAGCUCUAUUUUUUUCCAAUGGUAGCGACUGAGUUAACGAAAAGGCAAACCAUCCAUGAAAACAUUUUAAAAACGACAGAUGCUGUGGUCUGAUGCGAAUGCGAUGUCAGACCAGUGCAUAAUUCAUGUAAUAGGAUCACAGAACCACUGGAAGUUCCGACAUCUAACGGUACGCCGUAUGUAAUGCUGUUCUGUAAUCAUUUGGCCAACUUAAACACAGGCCUGCACCAGAAGUGCACGGCCGGGCCUCAAAAGGGCGGUUCCACUGUGGCAAUCUGGACACUUGUGGUGGCAGGAUGGUGAAAACGCUAGAGAAGCUUGAGCUUGAAAGGAAGGGGUAAAAAGUAAGCGGGGUGGGGGACCAAAAUAUCCUGAAAGUUGGAUCUAUAAUUGGCCACGCUUUUUAUGUGUGAGUGAAGCAUAGGCUACAGAAGCCACCACGUUUUUACCCCCCCAACACCAUCACCGACAUGCAUGAAACCCAACACCCCUCCCACCACCACCACCACUGCACUGUUCCCUCCCACUUGCUUCAGCCAUCCACAAGGUUCUUUCAACCCAUCUCACAGUUUGAACUGCACACUGGAUUUUCACCCAGGAUUUUACGCCACUUUAGUGCAAUUUGGAUGAAGAUGCUGCUGGGCUGCUGAUACGGGUGGCGAGGGCCUGCAGGCAAGGGGUCGAGCUGACGCCUACAGUGGAGCUGAUUGACAAGGCAGAGACUUGGAUGGUGCUAAUAAACUAAAGGGAACCAACCCACACCAAGACCAAGAUGGAAUUCCGACUGGGAUUUAGGAUCACACUGGUCUUGGUCAUCCUGGCAGUGACUUUUUUUGGGGAGAGCGUGAAAGCACAGAGGGCAGGCUGCAAAAACGUCCACUAUGAUCUAGCGUUCAUCUUGGAUACUUCAUCUAGUGUUGGCAAGGAGAACUUUGAGAAGAUCAGGCAAUGGGUGGCCAAUUUGGUGGAGUCUUUUGACGUCGCCCCAGACAAGACCAGAGUGGCCGUGGUUCGCUACAGUGACCGGCCCACUACUGAGUUCUACCUGGGGAGACACCGGACUCUGGAGGAAGUGAAGCAAGCCGCCAGGAACAUACGUUACCUUGGGGGGAAUACUAUGACCGGGGAUGCUAUCAGCUACACCACCAACAACAUCUUUUCAGAGCAAAACGGAGCGAGACCUGCCGCCAGGGGGAUCCAAAAGGUGGCCAUUUUGCUCACGGACGGCCGAAGUCAGGAUUAUGUGCUGGAGCCGUCCAGGGCGGCUGCCAGGGCUGGCAUUAGGAUGUUCGCUGUAGGCAUUGGAGAGGCACUGAAAGUGGAGCUGGAGGAGAUUGCGGCUGAGCCAAAGAACGCUCAUGUCUUCCACGUGACGGACUUUAACGCCAUUGAUAAGAUCAGAGGCCGACUCAGGAGGAGGCUGUGCGAAAAUGUACUGUGUCCAAACAUGAAAGUCCAACCUGAUCGCUUUCAACACAACAGUAGCAGUCAUGGCCUUCAGCAGGUUCCAGGCUUUGACUUGAUGGAGUACUUCAGUGUCAGAGAUAUUUUGGGCACCAGACUUGAUGAGGGUCAAAGUGCAUAUGUCCGUCUUGGCACUAUGCCCAUUGUACAGCAGACUGAAGACGUGUUCCCCCAGGGAUUGCCAGAUGAAUACGCCUUUGUGACGACGUUUAAAUUCAGGAAAACCUCAAGGCGAGAAGAUUGGUACCUUUGGCAGAUAUUUGACAAAUAUGGAAUCCCACAGGUGUCCAUUAGGCUAGAUGGUGAAAACAAGGCGGUGGAGUACAACGCCGUCGGCUUAACCCGUGACGCGGUCCGAGCCGUGUUCAAGAACUCCGAAGUGGACAACCUGUUCGACCGCAACUGGCACAAGAUUGCUUUAAGCGUGGAGGCCAAGACUGUCUCUCUCUACCUGGACUGUAAACACAUCCAGACGCUGCCCAUUGGCGACAGAGAGGAUAUCGACAUCCAAGGAAAGACUGUCAUUGGAAAGAGAUUAUAUGACAGCGUGCCCAUUGAUUUUGACCUCCAGAGGAUGGUUAUUUACUGCGACUCCAAACAUGCCGAGUUGGAAACAUGCUGCGAUUUACCCAAUGGCCCUUGUCCAAAGAAGGUUGUGACCGAGGCGCCUCCUUUACCGAUUCCCACCCCAACACCCACUACAGUGGAGCAGCAAAGGGGCCCCCAAGCCAACUGCUCCUGCCCUGCCGGAGACAAGGGAGAGGCAGGUGCACCUGGCCGUGCAGGUCAAAAGGGUGAAAAGGGUGAAGCCGGGCUUCGAGGUGCCACCGGCCUGACUGGCCUCCGAGGCGAAAAAGGAGAAAGUGGCAAAGUCAUCUCAGUUAGAGGUGAUAGAGGGGAGAAGGGUGAUAGAGGCAGCAUUGGGCUGACGGGUGCCCCCGGACAAAAAGGGGAGAAGGGAAUUGGUGGCACUCCUGGUUUCGAUGGUUUAUCUGGAGAAAAAGGCGACAAAGGAGAGGCUGGGUUGACUGGGAAUCCAGGACUUCCUGGCCUUGUUGGAGAAAAGGGCGUUCAAGGUGACGCAGGUUAUCCAGGAGCACCAGGUCCAAAAGGUGUCAGUGGUGGCGACGGAAAAAAAGGUGAAAAAGGAUCGACAGGCCUAAGUGGAGAGCGUGGUUUGGACGGAUUCCCGGGAAAGCCCGGCAUUCAAGGCAAAGACGGCUUGAGAGGACAAGCUGGCUUGCCGGGGGCUGCUGGGAUAAAAGGUGACAAGGGGGAGCGAGGAAUUCGUGGUUUACCUGGUGAUGUGUAUCAAAAAGAGGGCCUAAGGGGAGAAAAGGGAGAGCUUGGCCUUCCGGGGCCUCCAGGGGCCGAUGGGCCACCCGGACCGCCUGGCCCUCCAGGACGACAGGGAAUCCCAGGAGAGCCUGGGGAGUUUGGCCAAAGGGGAAAGAAAGGCGAAAGCGGAUUGCCUGGAGUUGAUGGACUCCCAGGACCUAUUGGCCCGCAGGGUCCACCUGGACCGCCAGGAAACAAUGGCAACACAGGCCCACCUGGUCUGCCAGGUGAAAUUGGAUUUUCCGGCAAACCUGGCGAGGCUGGAAAGCCUGGUCUUCCUGGUAAAGAUGGGCUGGAUGGUCUUCCAGGAAAUGACGGUGCCAUGGGGCCUAGAGGAGAGCGUGGAGCAGAUGGUUUUCCUGGCAAAGCUGGACCAAAAGGAGAUGAUGGGCCUCCUGGACCAAGAGGACCUCCAGGGGAGAGAGGAUUGGCUGGCCCUCCCGGUGUAGCUGGUGUUGCUGGUGCGAGAGGAGAGAGAGGAACUCCUGGUGACAGGGGACAAGACGGUCCAAUCGGCCCAAAAGGUGAAAAGGGCGAUAAGGGUGAAGUAGGGGCCAGAGGACUGCCCGGUGUGCCUGGAAAUAUAGCAAGUGUCAUUCCUGAGCCUGGCGAACCUGGAAAACCAGGAGAAAAAGGAGAGAAAGGGGACCAAGGACAAACUGGAGAAAUGGGCCCGAGAGGAUUACCCGGGGAGCAAGGCUUCAAAGGUCCACCUGGCCUAGCGGGUGCAAAAGGAGAUUCAGGACUUCAAGGAGAGGCCGGACGUAUUGGGGACCCAGGGCCUCCUGGUGUAGCAGGUCCUCAAGGGCCUCGCGGGCUACCGGGCAACGUGGGCAUACCGGGUGUCACUGGGCCCCCAGGGCCAGCCGGAGAAAGAGGAGACAAGGGUGAGUCAGGCAAGCCAGGACAAACAGGUCAACGAGGACCACCUGGAGAGCCCGGUUCGAUUGGACCCCCAGGGCCAACAGGGAAGGGAAAAGAUGGGCUAACUGGGGAACCUGGACCACGUGGAAAUGAAGGACCCCCCGGGCCUAAGGGUCCACCAGGGUUAAGAGGAGAGCCUGGAUUACCAGGAGAUAGAGGCUCCCCAGGGGAAGGCAAAACUGGACCUCAGGGCCCUCCUGGAAACAACGGGGAUCCCGGAGCCCCUGGAUUGAGGGGUUUACCUGGCAUUGCUGGUCCUGAUGGGCCACCAGGGCAUAACGGACUACCAGGAAGGCCAGGAGAGAAGGGAUCACCUGGAGAGCCUGGAAAAGCAGCAGACCUUUCUGACAUAAAGCUUAAGGACAUCUGCUCAGAUUGUCCAGCGGGUCCCCCUGGGCCAGCAGGUCUCCCGGGACUACCAGGAGACAAAGGACAACACGGCCCUCCUGGAAAAGAUGGUCAAGAUGGCUACCAAGGUGCACCGGGACUACCGGGACCUCAAGGACCACCUGGAGCGGAUGGAGGGAAGGGACUUAAAGGCGAUCGUGGAACUUCCGGAAUGCCUGGAGAUAAAGGAGAAAAAGGUCACCCUGGACCUCCAGGUCAUCCUGGCCCUGCUGGAAUGAUGGGUGCAGCGGGUAAUGAUGGACAACCUGGUCCUCCUGGUCCACAAGGACCUCCUGGAGAGAAGGGCAAAGAGGGCCUCAAAGGAAUCCAGGGUCCUCCAGGUCUACCUGGUUUGAUCGGUCCACCUGGAAAAAUAGGAAAAGACGGCAUGCAAGGCGAACAAGGAGAACCAGGCAAACAAGGUGAACCUGGACCACUUGGAAACCCUGGUCUGCGGGGACUUCCAGGCUUCAAGGGCCACAGAGGAGAACCCGGUUCUCCCGGUUCAAAGGGGGAAGAUGGAAAAGCUGGAGCACCUGGUCGUGAUGGCAAACCUGGAAAAGAGGGUCCAAAGGGGCCUCCGGGACCAGAGGGACUCGUUGGAGCAAGAGGAGAGCCAGGCAAACAGGGUGAACCAGGCCCGUCGGGCAAAGCAGGUCUCCCAGGAACUCCAGGUGCAAGAGGAGAAAGGGGAGAGGCCGGCAAUCCAGGAUUACCAGGCUUCAGUGGGCCUAAAGGGCCUCCGGGUCCACCUGGUCCAGUUGGUCCAGAAGGGAAACAGGGAAUGACAGGCCGAGUGGGCGAUCGUGGCAUUAAGGGGGACAAAGGUGACUCAGGCAUAAAAGGAGACAAAGGACAAUCAGGAGAGCCAGGUAUUCCAGGAAAUACAGGACCACCUGGCAGAAAGGGCCACACUGGGAUGAUGGGUAUGUCAGGACCACCAGGUGAAACUGGUGCUCCUGGUCCACAAGGACCUUCCGGGAACCCUGGAAUUCCAGGCCCGAGGGGGGAGUCCGUAUCAAUGGAGCAUAUGAGAAGGCUCAUCCAGGAGGAAUUGUCAAAACAGCUGGACGCUAAAAUGGCCUACCUAAUGGCUCAGAUACAACCAGCCCACGUUAAGAGCUCCGCAGGACGACCAGGACCACCUGGUCCUCCUGGUAAAGAUGGCCUCCCUGGACGACCUGGCCCACCAGGUGAACCGGGCAUACCUGGACUGAAUGGAGGCGAAGGAUCGAGGGGACCCAUGGGGCCUAAAGGUGAAACGGGGACUAAAGGAGACAAGGGAGAUAAUGGGAUUGGUGAAAGAGGAGAGCAAGGCCCUCCGGGUGCAAUUGGUCCAGCUGGUAUCCCUGGUUAUGGCAAAGAUGGAAGCCCAGGACAAGCUGGAGCUCAAGGGGAGCCAGGAAACCCCGGCCCACACGGUCCACCUGGCCCUCCGGGACCUCCUGGGCAAUGUGACCCAUCCCAAUGUGCCUACUAUGCCAGCCUUGCCAACAGACCUCACACCAAAAAUGUCAAGGGAACUUAAACAAUUUUUUUCAAGAAGGCACCAAGAUCUUGACGAAGAGCUGUAUUUAUGAACAUUGUGGUGUCUGAAUCCAGAACAUUUCGAGGGUAAAUAACCUCACUUUUGGAGGACUGAAGCAAUACGUGUGGAUGGUCAUUAAUUGCUUUCUUUUUUUCUUUUUUUGGGGUAUGAUGCUUAUAAUUUCGGGGGAUUGGACUCUGGGAACUUUUUCAGAUGGAACGGGUGGUAAAGAGGGCAGCUAAUUAUGUUUUUCUGACUUGCAUGCUUCCUGUAAAAUAUAUCAGGAGACAAGACGAAUAAUGCAGGUCCCUCCAGGUAUGUCAAGCUUUAAUUUUUAUCUCAGUGUCAGUUGCUAGAUCGGCCGCUGGUCAGUCUGUUGGGUAAUUGCUUGGUAUAGGGGUUAUUGAUUUCUUGAUAGUAGUUGAGUGGGGAGCUUUGGGAAGCCAUGUUUUGUUUCUUAGUCAGUAUUACAAAUGAUUGUUUAUGGGAGUGUGUGUGUUUUGUGUUUCUUAUGUAG